Serendipita indica DSM 11827 is the source of this 1437-nucleotide messenger RNA. The record is from the annotation of a GenBank genome assembly. NCBI's taxonomy places the organism in Eukaryota, Fungi, Basidiomycota, Agaricomycetes, Sebacinales, Serendipitaceae.
AUGGGCCCGGGAACGAUGAUGACAGUCGACGGGUGCCGCUCAGAGCUCGCAGACGUCGUGGAAAGUGUGCUGGACAAUGUUCAAGAUGCUGGUAAUGCUGGUCUCCAGGAUGUGGCUGUUGGAGUCGGAGGGCAAAAGUCGAUGUCAAACAAUGCGCAGAACACGCGUGUGGCUUUGUUUGGGCAUUUCGGAGAGCUCAUGGGAUCAUAUACAGGUGCAGAGGGGCACUGGCCAACUCCGACAGCUUCCAGAGUGUUCGUACAUGGUGUCGGAUAUUCAGAAAAGUCGAGAAUUCAGCCAACAGUGACGACAAACGUCGUGCCGGGAGAAGAACCAGUUAAUCCGAGGAGCGCGGCCGGGCUUACCAACAAAUCAUAUCAACGCUUCUCAAAUAUGACAUCCUCUUCAGCAAAGACAAAGACGAGCCAAAUCCUGACAGCGCCUUCCUCGAGCGUCCACAUUGUUCCACGCACGUACACCGAAGAGGAGACGCAAAAGAUUGAGGCACUCCGAGAGUAUGCAGACUCGCUUCGACUCCCAGAGACCGAUCCAUAUUAUCCCUGGGAAGCCCGUUGGCUGGCUGACAAGGGAUGUGCAGAACGGUAUAUGCGUGCUGCAAAAUUCAAGCUCGACGAUGCCAAGAGGCGUAUCGCUGGCACACUCGAGUGGCGUCGCGAGUUCAAGCCAGAACUCAUCCCACCAGAGGACGUCCGCGUCGAGUCGGAGACGGGGAAAAUUAUUUUGAAUGGUUUUGACAUCAACGGUCGACCCAUUAUUACCAUGCACCCCGGGAGAGAAAAUACAAAGACGUCGGACCGCCAACUUCGACAUCUCAUUUACGUCCUCGAGCGUGCAAUCGACCUGAUGCCAUCAGGCCAAGACUCGCUCGUGAUCAUUGUCGACUACCGCAGCACCACGCUCCGAACAAACCCCUCCAUCUCCGUAGCCGCAAAGGUCCUCACGAUUCUCCAACACCAUUAUGUCGAACGACUCGGCCGCGCCAUUGUCGUCCAUCUCCCCUUUAUCCUCCAAUUCUUCUACAAGGGCAUCUCCCCCUUUUUAGAUCCCAUCACCCGCGAUAAGAUGCGAUUCAAUCCAGAUUUAAAGGAACUUAUCCCAGAUGACCACCUCGACGCCGAGCUUGGCGGCUCGUAUGCGGCAUGCCACAUUGCCCCAGACGGUGGCAGACUUUCUCCCCAUCCACUAGGCACCUCGUCCACAACCAAAUCGGAAUCUACAAAUAUCCACAGUCCGAGCACGAGCUCACGCUCCUCGGACGACGAUGACGACGGCGCGCUUGAGCCUCGCACACCAGCAAACGGCAUCUGGCUAGACCAAGGCACAAGAGCCUCGACCAUCAAGGUGGAUCAAGAACCCUACACAAAGUCCAACGCCACCGACAAUGACGCAUCAGUCACCAUCGUCCCUGUUCAAUGA